GUGAGAGACGUGCGUUUGCUGCGAUGCCUGAGCCGGCCAAGUCCGCUCCUGCGCCCAAGAAGGGCUCCAAGAAGGCGGUGACCAAGACGCAGAAGAAAGGCGACAAGAAGCGCAAGAGGAGCCGUAAGGAGAGCUACUCCAUCUACGUGUACAAGGUGCUGAAGCAGGUGCACCCCGACACGGGCAUCUCGUCCAAGGCCAUGGGCAUCAUGAACUCCUUCGUCAAUGACAUCUUCGAGCGCAUCGCCGGCGAGGCCUCGCGCCUGGCACACUACAACAAGCGCUCCACCAUCACCUCGCGGGAGAUCCAGACGGCCGUGCGGCUGCUGCUGCCCGGCGAGCUGGCCAAGCACGCUGUCUCCGAGGGCACCAAGGCUGUCACCAAGUACACCAGCUCCAAGUAGAUCCCUGUUUUAAAGACCGUUUAACCCAAAGGCUCUUUUAAGAGCCACCCAUCUGUUCAGUAAAAGGGCUAUAAUUGCUGUAUUUGAUCUUAGUUUUACCGGUGUUACGUUCCCUGAUUACUGUAACGACAAAUGUUCAGUACCAGUGAUCUAAAAGCCCCUGCGUACCUUACUAUAAAGAACACAAUCCCAGUCCCUGGGCCAUAAUUCAUGUGGUCUAAAAGGCUUACUUUUUAUGUCUUUCUGUGCCCUGCUGAACCCAGCCAUUACCCUUCAGUUUUCUUCACGCUGCUUAUGCAUGUAUGUGUGUGUUGUUGGGCUGAGAGCUUAGUAUGUGUUUUGGGAUAUAAGGGUAAUAUGGUUUGAGGGGCUCAGAGCGAUGUGUUUCAGUGGGUGCAGCGUGAAGGGACUGUCGCACGCAGGGAAUCAUGCGCUUCGCAGGGCACUGAGUGUUGUGUGUGCCUGUCGAUGCAAAGCGAUGUGUGGGUAGGGGAAGACGGCAGCGAUGUUUGCCAGUCGACCAGAUCGAUGUUCGUGUGGUUGAGCUCAGAGUAUAGUGUCUGUUGGGGAGAGCAGUGCUCUGUGUGCUCCGGGAGGUACGGAGCGCUGUGUGUGACGGGGCAUAAGGGUGAUAUAGUUUUGUGGCACAGAGCGAUGUGUUUCGGGGGGCGGGGGAACACGCAGAGAGACGCGUGUUUCGGGGAUCGCAGAGCGAUGGCUGUGUCCAUCGGGGAGCAGAGGGUCGUUUGUGUCCUUAAGAUCAUCGCGUAGCUGGUGUUAGAGGGCGCUCAGCAAUGUCUACAUGUCAUUGAGGCACAAAGUGACGCGUAUCGGGGCCGCGGGGAGGGAGGAGGUGAAAGAUAAGGGAAGCGAUGGGACCAUCGUACUCAGGGCGAUGUGUAAGCGGAGCGCAGCGCUGUGCAGUCAGGGGGCGCAGAGCGUCUUUGGGGAGACGAGCGAUGUGUGUGUCAGUCGGUUCAGAGCGAUGGAAGUGUCGUUGGUAUCAGGGCGUAGCGUCUGUUGCGGCGAGCAGAGCACUGUAUGUGUCGGGGCAUAGGAAUAAUGUGUUUGGGGGGGGCGCAGAGCAAUCUGUUUCAGUUAGGGACACGCAGAGAUACGUGUUUCGGGGGGACACAGAGCGAUAGCUGUGUCCCUCGGACAGCAGACCGAUGUGUGUUGUUGGGAUCACAGAGCAGAGUAUGUUGGGCGAGCCGAGCUCUGCAUGCUUCAAUCGGGGGCAGGACGGUGGGGACAAGGGGACGAGAGCGAUGUGCCCGUCAUCGCUGCAAAGACGUAUG
Molecule: messenger RNA, 1702 nt
Organism: Cuculus canorus (common cuckoo)
Lineage: Eukaryota; Metazoa; Chordata; Aves; Cuculiformes; Cuculidae
Product: histone H2B 1/2/3/4/6-like
Exons: 1
Coding region: 24-404 (126 amino acids)
Cellular component (GO): nucleosome
Molecular function (GO): protein heterodimerization activity; DNA binding; structural constituent of chromatin
Source: RefSeq, a predicted model, not a curated record